CAUCUGGAUGACAUUGUUAAUGCAAUUAUAAUUUCCAAUGGAACUAAUCUGGAACUAAUAUAGAUCUGAUAUAGAUAAUUCCAAAGGACACUCCAUAAAAGUAUAUUAUUUUCUUUUGUGUUUCGCUUAUAAUAAUUUGUUUUAAAGUAAAGGAUAAAAGAGUGGUGCAUUAAGGUUCACUGCUGAGCAUUUUUACAAUCAUAAAAUGAGGAAAAACAAAGAAAACAAUUUUGCUCACAAAUUUCGACUUUUAAACUCGCAGGAAAGUACAAACGAUAUCAACUGGUCGUUGAGCUCUUCAAGCGAUGAAGAAACUUCAUACAGCAAUGUUACAUAUUGCAAUAUAACGAAUCGACAACGUUAUACAAAACGAAAACGAAGUAGAAAACCUUCAAACAUUGCCAACUUGGAUAUAGCAGUACUAGAAAAUACCUCUACAUUUGCGGGUGAUAAAUCUCCUAUACUAUGUGAUAAUAAAAGCAUUAAAAUAAGCCCCGUUUUAGAAUCGAAAUCGUUGCAACGCUCACCGAUCCUAAUGCCAAGAAAUUCCCAAAAAAGUCCAAUUUUACAUCAAAACUCUUUAAAAGUGAAUAGAAAACUUUUCAAUAACAACGAAAAUCUAAUUUCUACCAAAAUCAAUGGUGGGACUUUUUACAGGCAAAAUAUAGGGAAUAAAUUAAAUACAAGUAACAACACAACAGAAAAUCAAUGCAUUUCUAAAAUAAAUGCUUCCAAUGCCUCAGAAAAUGGUGAGAAACAUUUUAAACACGAUAUUUAUCGGAAAGUCAAGUGUUUUUUUGAAAGUAACUUUACACAAGACAACGCAUCACAAAAUUCUAUUAGUGAUGAAACCACACCUAAAGAGAGCGCCCAGAGUGAAGAAAUAGAAAUAUCAAGUGGUACAACCGAUCACGAAACGUCCAGUGUUCACAAAUGUGUCAUAUCUGCAAGAGAAGAGAAGGUAAAUAAAGAUGUUACGAAGAAAAUCAAGUAUAAAAAAGAUGGAUAUGCAUACCGGUUGAACGCAUUAUUAAAGAAACAAAAUGCAAGCCGUUCUUUAUGGCAGCAUGAAAAAUUUCUUGCUGACAACUCGAAUUUCGUCAUACCUAAAGAAGCUCAUGUAUUAUUCCGGCAUACGAAAGCAAUUUCUGAAUAUGGAUGUACUGUUUUAAAUGCUGUUGAUGAAAAUGACCAGCAUUGGUCCGUAGUUAUCAAUAAUGUCUACCUAAAUGAAAAAAUUGGGAAUGAUUCCAUAAUUAAAAUAUAUAAACCUUACAAUGUGGUUGAAGUUGAUGGCCAUAAAUGGAUAUUGAAUGUAUUUAAGUAUGAUCAUUUGACAGAGAAAAUAGGGGAAUAAUGAUAUUUGUCAUACAAAAACAUAAAAAUAUCAGCAUAAAUCAAAAACUGCAAUCCACCAUCUAUAUUAAAAUAUAAUUACCACUAAAUAUAGAGUAUUAAGGUUGAUAGUGCAUAGUAAGCUGCAGGACUGCUUUUUUAACAGUUAGGGCAAACAGAUAAUUCAGAUAUUUUUAACAGGCCACCGAUAGUUUCUAUUGUUCUCUUUGUGGCACCCAAAACUUAUUUUUUACUUUGUGAUUUAACUUGCUUACACUAAUAUUGUACUGCGGGCCAUAUUAUGGCCUAUGGGCCUGGUAUUAUGCAAUAUGCUGCCUGCAUAGGUUCUCAAAAUAGAAUUUAUAUUUGCUUUUCUCUAGACCUAUAAAUAUCUACUUUUGGAAUCUUAGCAUAAAUACAACUUAUGUAAUGUUUUCAGAAGAAAGUAGUGUUAAAUUUAAACUUUUUUUACAUAUAAUCAGCAAAUCACAAAAUAACCAUUUAUAAGCAAAUGUUGUAAACCAAAAUGCUUACAUCUUUUAAAAUGUUACCAAAUAUGUACCUGAUUAAACAAAUAAUAUUAAAAAAA
Manduca sexta (tobacco hornworm) is the source of this 1924-nucleotide messenger RNA. RefSeq names its product GATA zinc finger domain-containing protein 4. Lineage: Eukaryota; Metazoa; Arthropoda; Insecta; Lepidoptera; Sphingidae. The record is from RefSeq and is a predicted model, not a curated record. Bases 206 to 1357 code for a protein of 383 amino acids. The transcript has a single exon.